AUGGUUUUGCUGACACCGGUGCUGUCGCUGCUGCUCUCCUGGGCUGCGGCGGAGACGUGCCGGGGGACGCGCUGCUUCGGCGGGGGCUCCGGAGACCCUGGCCCGGGCAGCAGAGCCUCCAGACCCCCGAGCACCCAAGGGAGCACCCAGGGGAGCACCAUGGGGAGCACCCAGUGGAGCACCCAGGGGAGCACCCAGGGGAGAUGGGCGCACCCCGCCGGGGCGCAGCAGCAGGACGUGCGGCCGCGGAUGCGAGCGCCUCCAGCGCUUCUUCCAGGAUGCUCCGGCGCGCACUGCGCCGGCUCGGGGAGACGCAUCCCCAUCCCCAUCCCCAUCCCCAUCCAGCCCGGCAACGACACCCGGGACUGCCGGGGGAUAGAGUGCCGGCUGCCGCUGAGGAUCCGAGCCAAGCCCCGGGGAAGCCGGUCCUGCGUAGGGGACGGCUGCGCCCCGGUCCCGGAGGAGGAGAGCGCGCCCCCGGACCCGGUGCGUGUGUCCGACAGAGCCGCGCAGUUCCUGGCCGACUUCCCCGAGUUUGGAUCAUAUCCGUCGCCGGAACUCGGCGGGGCGCCUUUGGGAGUCCAGCUCACAUGUGACAUAAAGCCAGGGGAAAAUGAGGUUCCUUCAGAGGACGCCCUGAUCCUGCACCUCCAGCUGGCCAAGGGGCAGGAGAAGUUGGUGGAGGCCCUGCGAGCCCAGCAGGUCAUCAUCCACGACCUCCAGCAGAAGCUGGCCGACCAACAGGAGGCGCUGUUGUCCCAGCAGCACGAGAUCUUGGAGCAGCAGCGGCGCAUGUACGAGCAGAUGGACGUGGUGAAGGCUCAGUUCGGCCUUCUCUCAGAAACCAUCAAGCAAGUCUCCUUCCAGGGCUUGCAGGGGGAGCUGCAGAGCUACUUCGAGAGCCACCUGGCGGGACUGCAGAGCCAGGCCCGCAGCCACCUGCAGAAAUCCUACGCCGUCCACAAAAUGGACAUGGACUCAAAGGUGAUGGAUGUGAUGGGGGAGGCUCACUUCCCUCAGCCUUUGCUGGGAUGUCCUUCCCCGUGUGGACAGGAGGAGUACUGUGAUUUUCAGAGGGAUCCACCGCGGUGUGUGAAGUGCACCAUGUGCCCACCGGGCUUCUUCCUCAUCUCCCAGUGCUCCCCGACUGCAGACAGAAUGUGCCAGGACAGAGAUGAAUGCCUUGAACUACCGAAUAUCUGUGGGGAGCGCGUGAAGUGCCUUAAUACUCCAGGAGGGUUCAGGUGUCUGGGAGUUUCCGAGAGUGAGGCGGUGACCGGCCUCUGCGGUAACGACUACUUCUACAACCAGGAGCUGCAGGAGUGCCAGGCCUGUUCCGACUGCGCCGAAGAGCCCGUCACCGUUCCCUGCACAGCAAUCAGCGACUCCGUCUGCGGCCGGCCUUCAGAGAGCCGACUCUCCCGGUCCUGGACGGCAAAUGUGGCGGUUCCCCUUGCCAGGGCAUCUGGCUCCCACAUCUUCCCCGGCCUGCAGCUGAACAUCCGAGAAAAGGAGAGCAGUGAUCUCCUGUCCAACGAGGCUGGGCGGGUGAUCUUCCUGCAGCACGGUCUGGUGUGGUUGGAUCAUAACUUUGCGAUAAAGCACAGCUGCAGGAACUUCCUGCAAGUAGGCAUGCGGCUCAAUGGAAGCCAGGAAGAGGAAGGGCAGGACCUCAGCGCCGUUCGUAUCGAACAGCCGGACGGGAAGUAUUUCCAAGGGGUCAGCGUGAGCAGUGGGGUGGAGGUGGAGCCCAACCACACUCUCACAUUGCUGCUCAAGAGUCCCAACCACCACUGUAAUCAGAGCAAGGAUCUCCAAUUCUACGACGUCGCCACUCCUUCUUUGAGUCUGCUGUGGUUAUCUCACGAUACCGGUGCCGUAGCCAUGACGGCACAGAUGUCUCUCUUGGCACAUUACCAGAGCAGCUACCGGCCGACUUUACGCGUGACGUCGGUGUCCGACCCUUACAUGAUCAGCCUGACUCACGACAGCCGAGGCGUUCGCUUCACGGAGAGCGGAGUGGUGAAGUUCGUGGUCCAGCAGGCGCUCUACUCCAUGGGCCACACCUGCGUCCGGGAGGGUUUCUCUCUGAUCGCCUACACCACCCAGAACGGGACCGGCCUGGAGGCCAUGCAGGCCUUCAAGACCGGCGUCAACUACAGGGACACGUCCGUCACGCUCUCCGGCUCCGUGAGCGUGGACAGCAAGGACACCCUCAGCUUCGAGAUCCGAUCCCCGUCUCAGUGCAACAUCCGCUACUUCGGGGACGGCACCGGGAUCAGCGUGUUGAGCCUCAUCUGGGUUCCUUCGGCCGUGUCGUCGGCCUUGAUGGCUACGGUGUCACGGACCGGUCUCCCUUUUGGUGCGGUCAGGAAUAAAGUCCUGCUUUUCCAGCAGACCAGCCCGGAUACGCCGCAGGUUCACCUCGCCCGCUCAGGGGAGCCAAACCCCCGGAAGAACUUCAUAUUCCACCAGAGAGGGACAGCAAACGUUGCCCUCAACCUCAAAUUGAUCCACUCGUGUAACGUGGUUAAACUCACUCUGCAGAGAGUGGGCGGGCAGGACCAGCAGGCCGGUCCUGUGGCCCAGCAGGUGACCGGAUCCAUGCCGGACGGGAGCGAGUGGGCCAGCGUUGGACUAAGAGCUUCCUUUCAGGUCCAGAAUGGAACAGCUCUGUAUGUUACUCUGGACUGUGUCCGAGGACGAGUUAAUCAGAUAGCACACGAGGGAGGGACGAACAUUUCAAUUCUCUGGGUCGCGUUGUGAACAGAACUUUUGUCAUCAGUGCAUUUUGCAAAACAAAGACAUUCUUGCACAAUAUUGACGAGUCAAACCGAUUCAAAAUCUACCAAAUUAAGAACGAGUAUUGAUAGAUUAAAAAAAAACGUACUCGUUCUGCCAUUUUAAUAUUUUUUUUAAAUGUUUAUUUCUUAACCCAUUUAGAUAUCGAUCGUUACAUUUCAAGGGAAAACUUAAGUACGGCUUUAUCUUGAAGUACUUCAGCUGGUUGAGCAGUGACCAAUUAUAGAUCUAAUGUCUGAGUGUGUUUCUAUGUGUAAGUGUGUAUAUACAGUGGUGCUAAAAUACGUAUAUGCAAUUGUACACAGACAUUUGCAUGCCUUGUUUUGCAUAUAUGUAUGAAUCCUUUAAUAUUUAUGAACAUUCAAUCCAGCAUAUAUUUAACAGAUACAAUAUGUGACAAACUUUUCUACUACCGGUAUAUGAGCUGGGUUUUAGAGC
Messenger RNA from Cololabis saira (Pacific saury), 3240 nucleotides. RefSeq names its product NELL (neural EGFL like) family member 3 (gene nell3). Lineage: Eukaryota; Metazoa; Chordata; Actinopteri; Beloniformes; Belonidae. The transcript is spliced from 4 exons. Bases 1 to 2766 code for a protein of 921 amino acids. Gene Ontology annotation, molecular function: calcium ion binding; protein binding. The record is from RefSeq and is a predicted model, not a curated record.